AUGAAAACUAGGAGCGGAACCGAGACUCACGAGGAUAACGCCACCGCACGCAGUCACAAGAUACAGUCAAGCAAGACGGACUCUGCGCCGGAGCCCAAGACCAAACAGGCCAAGACGAACCACUCUCAGAUCCGGGACCCGCGAGAAACGCCGGGUCGCGUCAAGCGUCCCCAGUAUGAGGAGCGCGAACUAAGUGAGGAGUUCCUAUCCAAGUUCCACAUCCCCAAGCAUAGAAACAAACAUACGGACCCGUUGUAUUCAUUCUACGAUCUGCAUCGAUGUCACCGCAAGGGUCCAGAUGGGUCCCCGACGUACGAUAGCGCGGGCUAUCAACUCGACUAUGAGAAAGUUGCCAAGUGGAUGAAGCCAGUGGCUUACAAUAAGAAAUCAAUGGUGAAUGGCAUGGAGCGCCAUUUGGAGAGAGUCGAAGAGCAGACCAAGAAAAUCUACGACAGCUUCUUUAUUGAUGGGAAGGGACCCGAGGGUGAAGAUGGCAGUAUUCAGGUCAUGGAUCAGAUAAAAGAUCAGGUCUCCAAGGAUCUCGGGGUCCCCUGGCACCAGAUCGACCCGAGGCAGCUGAAGAAAUGGGAAGAUCAGGGGUUCGCCAAGGUGGACGCGGAUAAAUGGUGGCAUCGGCCAAAUCAAGUUGAGCGCGAUCGCUUCAUGAAGAUGCUAGACGGGGCUUCACUCCGGAAGGAUUUGUAG
Fusarium fujikuroi IMI 58289 is the source of this 705-nucleotide messenger RNA. RefSeq lists its product as uncharacterized. The record is from RefSeq and is a predicted model, not a curated record. The coding region runs from base 1 to 705 and encodes 234 amino acids. Lineage: Eukaryota; Fungi; Ascomycota; Sordariomycetes; Hypocreales; Nectriaceae. The transcript has 2 exons.